AUGUUUCAUUCUAGAUGGCAGAAAAUUAGUGAUCCAAGAAGUAUAAAGCAAAAGCAAAUACUCAACCAAGUCUAUGUAGAUCAUUCGACUAAGGAGGUUGAUAAGGUUGUGAAUUUUUUACUACGAGAGUGGAUACAAAACCAGGUAGUAUUGCAUUGUCUCUGCUCGAUACCCUACAAAGUGCUGCUGGUGAUUUUGCCUGGGACUUGGAAUUUAUUAGAGAAGGGUCCAGAAAAUCGACUCGGGCAAAGUAUAAAGUACCCGAGUUCUCUAUCUGGAAUCGGCUCAUCUCUGGUUUCAAAUUCAAAUCUGGAUAUGGAAACAGAGGAACCGAUUCUAAAUUAA
Molecule: messenger RNA, 345 nt
Organism: Fraxinus pennsylvanica
Lineage: Eukaryota; Viridiplantae; Streptophyta; Magnoliopsida; Lamiales; Oleaceae
Source: the annotation of a GenBank genome assembly